CUGGAGGAGGAGACCCUUCGCGCGGCUCCCUGGACUGGAGCCGCAGUCUGAACUCUUCCAGCCGCACCGGUAUGCACCAACUCCACCCGCCGACGAGUGAGUGAGCCGAGCCAGGGAAGAUGGAGGACAUGGAGGUUCCCAUCAUUAAUAACCUGAACGACAACGGCGACAGACAGAGGCUGAAGGGGAAAGAUGCGUUCAAGGACCAGCAGAAGGAGUCGGAGAGCUCCAUGGAGUCUCCAAACCUGGAGUUCGAGUACGGAGACUCGGACACGCUCACCGCUGAACUCUCGGAGCUCUACAGUUACACCGAGCAACCGGAGUUCGCCCUGAACAGGGACUACUUCGAGGAGGACUUCAGAAACCACGCUGGAGGCAGGAGGUGGACGGAGCUGACGACGGAGGAGCAGAGGGCGUAUGUGAUGAGGCUCCUGGAUGCGCUGGAGGUGACGGACCGGGACAAGCGGCUGAAGGUGGCCCGGUCCAUCCUCUACCUGGCUCAGGGAGCGUUUGACGAGUGCGACACCGAGGUGGACGUGCUCCACUGGUCCAGACACAACAUCUUUCUCCUCUAUGACAUGGGCCUCUUCACGGCGCUGCUGGAGCUGCUCAGCAUGGAGAUCGACAACAACCAAGCAUGCAGCAGUGCAGUGAGGAAGCCCGCCAUCUCUCUCGCGGACAGCACAGAGCUCAGGGUGUUACUGAGCAUCAUGUACCUGAUGGUGGAGACCAUUAGAGUCCAAACGGAAGACGAUCGACCGGAGUGGAGAGCAGCCAGAGACGCCUUUAAGAGCGAGCUAGGCUCACCUCUUUACAACGAGGAGCCCUUCGCUCUGCUCCUCUUCACCAUGGUGACCAAGUUCUGCAGCAUGAACGCGCCACACUUCCCCAUGAAGAAGGUCCUCCUGCUGCUGUGGAAAACCAUACUGUUUACGUUGGGCGGGUUCGAGGAGCUCCAGGAGAUGAAGGUGCGAGGCCGGGAGCGGCUCCGCCUGCCCCCGCUCCCAGAGGACAGCAUCAAGGUGGUGCGAGCCAUGAGAGCGGCCUCGCCCCCGGCCUCCGCCAUGGAGCUCAUCGAACAGCAGCAGCAGCAGAAGAGAGGCCGCCGCAGCCGCAGGAAGCAGCCUCUGGUCAAGCAGGACAGUCUGGACACGUACAACGAGCGGGACCCUUUCAAGAACGAUGACGCCCGAGAUGAUGAUGAGGACCCGGAGGAUGCCGACAGUGGCAUUGAGGGUGAGGUGGACCCCCUCGACCGUGAUGUCAUCAUCCAGCCACCACCGCCGCCGCCUCCACUGAGACCCCCAACAGAGAGGGUCAACUUCCCCAAAGGUCUUCCAUGGGCUCCUAAAGUCAGGGAGAAAGACAUCGAGCACUUCCUGGAGACCAGCAGAAACAAGUUUAUUGGUUUUACUCUGGGAAACGAUACAGAGACUCUGGUGGGCUUGCCCAGACCCAUUCACGAGAGUGUCAAGACCCUCAAACAGCACAAGUAUGUGUCCAUUGCUGAGGUCCAGAUCAAGAGGGAAGAGGAGCUGCAGCAGUGUCCGCUGAGCUUGGGUGCGGAGGAGGUGGAGGAGACACCAGCAGAGAGUUUAUAUGUGGGGAUGCUUCCUAAUCUCUCCCAGUAUGUGAUCGCUCUCUUGAAGCUCCUGCUGGCUGCAGCUCCCACCUCCAAAGCUAAAACCGACUCCAUCAACAUCCUAGCUGACGUGCUGCCAGAGGAGAUGCCGAUCACGGUCCUUCAGAGCAUGAAGCUGGGCAUUGACGUGAACCGUCACAAAGAAAUCAUCGUGAAGGCCAUCUCUGCGCUGCUGCUGCUGCUCCUCAAACACUUCAAGCUGAACCACAUCUAUCAGUUUGAGAUCGUCUCCCAGCACUUGGUGUUUGCCAACUGCAUCCCGCUCAUCCUGAAGUUCUUCAACCAGAACAUCAUGUCCUACAUCAGUGCCAAAAACAGUAUUUGUGUGCUGGACUUUCCUCACUGCGCGGUCCACGAGAUGCCUGAGCUCACAGCUGAAAGCCUGGAAGCAGGAGACAGCAGUCAGUUCUGCUGGAGGAACUUGUUUUCUUGCAUCAACCUUUUAAGGAUCCUCAACAAGCUGACCAAAUGGAAACACUCCAGGACCAUGAUGUUGGUCGUCUUUAAGUCCGCGCCCAUCCUGAAGCGAGCCCUGAAGGUGAAGCAGGCCAUGAUGCAGCUCUACGUUCUCAAGCUGCUGAAGAUCCAGACCAAGUACCUGGGCCGCCAGUGGAGGAAGAGCAACAUGAAGACCAUGUCGGCCAUCUACCAGAAGGUCCGCCACCGACUCAACGACGACUGGGCCUACGGAAACGAUAUCGACGCCCGGCCCUGGGACUUCCAGGCGGAGGAGUGCGCCCUGCGGGAGAGCAUCGAGAAGUUCAACAGUCGGCGCUACGACCACAACAGGAACGGCGACUUCGCGCCCGUGGACAACUGCCUGCAGAGCGUUCUGGGUCAGCGGGUGGAGCUGCCCGACGACUUCCACUACAGCUACGAGAUGUGGCUGGAGAGGGAGGUGUUCUCGCAGCCGAUUCAAUGGGAGGGGCUGCUGCAGAACCCAUAGGAACUGGAGGGUAUGUGGUGGGUUGUAUCGGACGAAACGGGGAAAAUAAAAUGGAGAA
Messenger RNA from Nematolebias whitei (Rio pearlfish), 2646 nucleotides. It is a transcript of the gene strip2, whose product is annotated as striatin interacting protein 2. The transcript is spliced from 22 exons. The record is from RefSeq and is a predicted model, not a curated record. Bases 120 to 2588 code for a protein of 822 amino acids. Gene Ontology annotation, cellular component: cytosol. Gene Ontology annotation, biological process: cytoskeleton organization. NCBI's taxonomy places the organism in Eukaryota, Metazoa, Chordata, Actinopteri, Cyprinodontiformes, Rivulidae.